Molecule: messenger RNA, 937 nt
Organism: Styela clava
Lineage: Eukaryota; Metazoa; Chordata; Ascidiacea; Stolidobranchia; Styelidae
Molecular function (GO): protein binding
Source: RefSeq, a predicted model, not a curated record
AUCACAACUUCUUUUAUUGUAGCAAUGGAAAAAUUAACUGUUCCAAGUUGUGUUCAAUUUCAUGGGACUGGCAGUCUAACAACAGGUUCUGGCGAUCAACUCUAUAUCGAUAAAACAACGAAGAACUGGAGGAGAUGGGUUUAUCAUAAGCAACACAAAAAGAUACCGGACCUAUGUGUUGAUAAUUAUGGGAACAGAAGACUGAUUGAGAAAAUUGAAAGUACAGGAAUAGCAAUUUCAUCAGAUUACAAACAUCUGGCUGCUGAACAAUUUCAACAUGCCAUGAAAGAAGCGAGUAUUCAACUUGAAAACCCCAGAUCAGACAGCGCAGAUGCAUUGGACAGGCUUGGCAAAAUUUGUCUCAAAGCAAACCAAUGGGGAAAAGCAAUAACAUGUUUUGAAUAUUCACUUCAUAUGAGAAAACUAAUGUUCGGAGAAGACACAAUCCAUGAAAAAACAUUGCAGUCGUUAGUAUAUCUUGGCACUGCUUGGGCAGAAUAUGAAAAUAUUCACAGGUCGAUAAUAGUGUUUGAAAAAGCUCUAGAAAUGGCUAAAUCUUUGGCUAGAAAAGGUCCGGGACGAGAUGAAAGAGUCGCAGAGAUACUUCAUAAUUUAGGAUGCUGUUGGGAACGACUACAUGAGCAUCAUACUGCUCUUUCUUGUUACGAAAAAUCAGAGAAAAUAAGAAGAAGAAUCCUGACCCCAACUGUUUGUCAGCAACCUCGAGUAAACUUUAUUAAUUAGAAAACUUAUGGCCUCAUCAGAAUCGCUAUUGCUUUAUAUUGAUAACUGCCAAGCGUAAUUUUCCAACCACGUGAGGAAACAUACAAAUUUGAAGUUUUAAACGCUGUUUCAGAAUUGUCAUAUAUACGUAAGGCUUCGAAUCUGUAUUCACUGACCCCAUUAUACUUCACGGUUUUUCAAGAUAAUUAGCGAC